AUGAAGAGUUUUUCACUGAACUUCACACUGCCGGCCAACACGGUGAGUACAGCGGCCCCCGCUUACCAGACUUCCUCUCCAGUUGUGACUGAUGGAAAAGGAACCGACUGUGGGCCUUCUCUUGGGUUAGCAGCAGGCAUCCCGUCCCUGGUGGCCACGGCCCUGCUGGUAGCCUUACUGUUUACUCUGAUUCACCGAAGAAGAAGCAGCAGUGAGUUCACUGAGGGAAGUGAGAGGCCUUGUGAAAUUACAGAAAUCUAUGACAGUCCCAGGAUAGCUGAGAAUCCUAUGAGGUUACCUACCCAGGAGAAGAAUAUGAUGGGAGGAGAAGCAGCCCACAUAUAUGUGAAGACGGUAUCGGGAGGCGAGGAGUCCGCGCGUGACACUUACCGCCCUGCUGUCGAAGUGGAGAGAAGGCGGGGCCUGUGGUGGCUUAUUCCCAGACUGAGCCUGGAGUGA
Budorcas taxicolor (takin) is the source of this 459-nucleotide messenger RNA. RefSeq names its product oligodendrocytic myelin paranodal and inner loop protein (gene OPALIN). The record is from RefSeq and is a predicted model, not a curated record. Bases 1 to 459 code for a protein of 152 amino acids. NCBI's taxonomy places the organism in Eukaryota, Metazoa, Chordata, Mammalia, Artiodactyla, Bovidae. Gene Ontology annotation, cellular component: plasma membrane; cell-cell contact zone. The transcript is spliced from 6 exons.